AUGCGAUCAUGUGUUUUCUCUUUUCUGCUAGCUCCUGAGAUCUUGAAGUUCGUUGUGAAGAUCGAUUUGCUCUACUUCUUGUUGCCUAUCUUGAGUAAGUAUGUUAUAUUAUUAGGUUCAGUUUUUUGUUAA
Arabidopsis thaliana (thale cress) is the source of this 132-nucleotide messenger RNA. RefSeq lists its product as uncharacterized. The transcript has a single exon. Bases 1 to 132 code for a protein of 43 amino acids. The record is from RefSeq and is marked reviewed. NCBI's taxonomy places the organism in Eukaryota, Viridiplantae, Streptophyta, Magnoliopsida, Brassicales, Brassicaceae.